AUGAACGACAACGAAGAAGACGAUACUAUUAAUGACAAUGGUAUAGAAGAAUCACUCCAAGACAUGAUUCAAUGUCCAGCAUGUCAACGACGAAUGCGUUCAGAUGUUUAUUCUAAACAUCCAAAUGUUUGUCGUGAAAAUCUAACAAAAAAACGUAAUAGAAAUAUAUUUGAUAUGACACAAUAUCGUUCAAUAAGAUCAGGUGACAAAACUAUACCAGUGCAUAAACUAUCAUCAAUCGAUGAAAAAAAAUCAAACAAUAAUAAAAACAACGAUAACAAUCUUAAUAAUAUACGACCAUCUCAAACACGUAGUGCAAAACGUGAUCGUCGAUCGGAUACAGUUAUACCUCCUAUUAUCAAUAAUUUCUGUUGUCCAAAUUGUAAACGUACAUUUUGUGAAAAAGCAUAUGAUCGUCAUGUUACAUUUUGUUCAAGUAAAUUAAAACAAUUACAACAACCACCAUCCGAAGAAACACUUCUUGCUCGAUUGAAACUUGAUCGUCGUAUUAAAUUCAGUUCAAAUCGUAUUGUUUCAACACUUUCUCAUACAUCACCUGUCGUUACUACACCUAUUCAAACUUCUAAUAUUAAUAAACAAAUAUCAUCAUUGCCAAAUGAAGCACUUUGUCUAUUAUCAAUGCGAAAAAAACAUUCAGAUACAUUAGCACGUUGUCCAUGGUGUUCAAAACCGUAUAUGCCUAAUUGUAUACAUUAUUGUAGAAAUUCAAAAGAAUUAUUUUCAAUUCAUUCAAAAAUAAAAAAUAUAGUCUAG
Molecule: messenger RNA, 774 nt
Organism: Adineta steineri
Lineage: Eukaryota; Metazoa; Rotifera; Eurotatoria; Adinetida; Adinetidae
Source: the annotation of a GenBank genome assembly